Messenger RNA from Bombina bombina (fire-bellied toad), 2268 nucleotides. It is a transcript of the gene ATP6V1C2, whose product is annotated as ATPase H+ transporting V1 subunit C2. The transcript is spliced from 13 exons. The coding region runs from base 245 to 1390 and encodes 381 amino acids. The record is from RefSeq and is a predicted model, not a curated record. Gene Ontology annotation, molecular function: proton-transporting ATPase activity, rotational mechanism. Gene Ontology annotation, biological process: proton transmembrane transport. Gene Ontology annotation, cellular component: lysosomal membrane; vacuolar proton-transporting V-type ATPase, V1 domain. NCBI's taxonomy places the organism in Eukaryota, Metazoa, Chordata, Amphibia, Anura, Bombinatoridae.
UGAAGCAGGAAGAUCUGUACAGAAAGAAGAGUGACACUGGAAGAGUAAGCAGUAAGACAGUACAGUUAGAUUGCAGAACUGUAAAGCAGUACAAAGGGAAUAGAUAUUAUAACUGGAGACUUGAAAUCAUCAGCCAAACUACAGUCACUUCAGCUCUGCCUGAGCACCUCUUCAACUCUGUAUGGUCUUGCUAUGAAAAUAGCUCUACAUCUUAAGUAAUUCGGAGUGAACAUUCCAUUUGAAGAUGGCAGAGUUUUGGCUUAUUUCUGCUCCUGGGGACAAAGCAAAUUUAACUGCUCUUGAAAAACUGAACACAGUCACCACGAAAGCGAACCUGUCCAGUAAUAGCAAGUUUGUCAUACCAGAUCUUAAAGUGGGAACGCUAGAUGCUCUAGUUGGCUUGUCUGAUGAUUUGGGGAAAGCAGAUACCUUUGCUGAAAGUCUAAUUAAGAAGAUUGGUCAAUACAUAGGAGAAAUCAUAUCUGACUCUACAGACAAAGCUCAAGAAAACUUGCUUGCGAAUGGAGUUGACCUUGUUAGCUACAUGUCACGAUUUGAGUGGGACAUGGCCAAAUAUCCAGUGAAGCAAGCCCUGAAGAAUAUUACAGAUGUAAUAAAUAAGCAAUUGUCACAGAUAGACACUGAAUUAAAGUCAAGGUCGGUUACAUACAACAACAUCAAGGGGAACUUACAAAGUAUGGAGAGGAAAACUAUAGGCAACCUUCUAACAAGGACUCUUGCUGACAUUGUAAAUAAAGAUGACUUUGUUUUGAAUUCAGAAUAUCUUAUUACACUUCUUGUGGUUGUCCCAAGGACAAGCUAUAGUGCGUGGCAAAAAACCUAUGAAUCACUGUCUGAUAUGGUUGUUCCACGUUCAACCAAAAUGAUUGCUGAGGAUGGAGAAGGAGGGCUGUUUACUGUGACCUUGUUUAGAAAAGUUAUAGAGGAUUUCAAAGCCAAAGCUCGUGAGAACAAGUUUAUAGUUCGAGAAUUUUAUUUCAAUGAGCGAGAACUCCAGUCUGAAAAGGAUGAAAUCAUUAGACUGGCGGCAGAUAAGAAACAACAAUAUGGUCCUCUCCUUCGCUGGCUGAAAGUGAAUUUUAGUGAAGGUUUUAUUGCCUGGAUUCAUAUAAAAGCCCUGCGUGUUUUUGUGGAAUCUGUCCUCAGAUAUGGACUGCCAGUCAACUUUCAAGCAAUGCUACUGCAACCCAAUAAGAAAUCAAUGAAACGACUACGAGAUGUGCUGAAUGCCAUCUUCAGGCACUUGGAUGAAGCAGCAGCCGCAAACAUGAAGGAUGUUGGAAUGGACAUUCCUGGUCUACAGAUAAGCAACCAAGAUUAUUAUCCAUAUGUCUGUUUCAAGAUUGACCUGUCUAGUUUAAACUUUUAAUUAAUCACUGCCUUCAUCACAACCAUUAUUAUCUUGUAAAUAGAUUUAACCGCUUAUCAUGAAAUUAUGCAAGAUAUUGUGCAAUUUAAGUGCUCUUUCCUUUUCCAUUUUAAUCUUUUCAUUUUUUUUUUACUGCUUUCUUUUUACGUUGGGAAUAUUGUGUCAAUAUAUAUUGUAUUGCGCUGAGCAGUAGGGCAAACCAAUUGCUACAUAUGCUCUUUGUCACAACUACUCGGUUCUGCCAUUGUAAACUGAAAGCAGCCAUAGACAAUACAUAAACAAAUCAGAGUGGCUGUGUCCAAAUAAAACUUUAUUUAUAGACACCGCUUUUCACGUCACAUUUUUUUUUCUCAAGCAUUUAAAAAUAGUUUUUCGACUGAGGGCUAAUGGACCUGAUUUGCUUUAAUGCAUUAGAACAUUUUUUUGUAUUGCACAAUUGCAUGCUUCUAACUAUGUGUUUAACAGGGUUAAAGAAACAGUUAAGGUCAGCUGCAGACCAACAAUACACUACUAGACAGGAGCAGAACAAGCCUGCUGAGCCAAUCAGUGGUGGCAUACAUGUGUAGCUGCAAAUCACCAGCCAAGUUCAGCUCAAGAUUGCCAAUUCAUUGUUGUCCUAGAGAUGUGUUGAACAUUUUUGCAGGGGUUAAACACAUAGUUCAUUUCAAGCAUUAUUUAUUGAUGUAAAGUUAUAAACACCUUUAUUCUGAAAAGUCAAUAUGUAUUACCUAAGAAGUGAAUUCCCACUGUAAUUAACUUUAUUAUUUCUUAAAGAAAAUAUGCUACUUGACAGUAUUUAUUAUUUAUAAAUUAUGAAAAAGACCAAUGUAUAAUUUCUAUAAAUGUAAUUCAAAUAAAAAAAUGUUGAGACAAAAUUA